Messenger RNA from Paraphaeosphaeria sporulosa, 1596 nucleotides. Its product is annotated as MFS general substrate transporter. Gene Ontology annotation, biological process: transmembrane transport. The record is from RefSeq and is a predicted model, not a curated record. NCBI's taxonomy places the organism in Eukaryota, Fungi, Ascomycota, Dothideomycetes, Pleosporales, Didymosphaeriaceae. Bases 1 to 1596 code for a protein of 531 amino acids. Gene Ontology annotation, cellular component: membrane. The transcript has 2 exons. Gene Ontology annotation, molecular function: transmembrane transporter activity.
AUGUUUGGUAAAGAGCUAGCUGAGGAACCACGAAGUCACAGCACCGCGUCAUUGUCGCCCACAGAGCACGAUGGCGAUUCCGUGCCAAAUGAGGUGGAGAAGGGGAAUGAUAUGGACUUGGCGAGAACGAAGUCGAUAGCGGAGACGCUGUCGUUGCCACGAGAGAUUACCUUCGUGGCUAUUGUUUGCAGUGCGCAGCUGUUGACGCAAGCUGGAUUAGGAAAUGUACAAACUAUUGUUCACAUCAUUGGCAACGACUUUGGUCUCUCAGACGCACAGCUGCCAUGGCUUAUCGCAGGCUACUCUCUCACAGUAGGAACCUUCAUCCUUCCCUCCGGUCGCUUCGGUGAUGUGUUCGGAUACAAACGCAUGCUGCUCAUCGGCUUUCUCUGGAUGUCUCUGUGGUCUAUGGUCCUAGGGUUGUCUGCUUACUCUAAUCACGUCCUCUUCACCUUCGCCCGUGUAUUCCAGGGAAUCGGACCAGCCAUCAUGCUGCCCAACGCCCUGGCUAUCUUCGGAGCCACCUACGCCCCAGGAAAGAGGAAGAACAUGGUCUUCGCCAUUUUUGGGGCAUGCGCACCAACGGGCAGCAUCAUAGGCAGCGCAUUCGCCGGUCUCUUCAACCUCGCCUGGUGGCCAUGGACAUACUGGGCGUGCGCAAUCUACCUGAUCAUGCUCACCACCGCAGGCUUCUUCAUGAUCCCGGACCCCCCGAAGAAGUCCAAAUUCUCGCACAUGUCGGCGCGCGAGCAAAUCUCCAACCUCGACCUCCCUGGCGCCUUCGCCGGCGUCGCCGCACUCGUCCUCUUCAACUUCGCCUGGAACCAAGCGCCCCUUGUCGGCUGGGACAAACCCUACGUCUACGUCUGCCUGAUCCUGUCGUUCCUGUUCCUCCCGCUCUUCUUCUACAUUGAGCUUCGCGUCUCCAAGACGCCGCUCAUUCCCUUCGACGUGCUCUCCACGGACGUCGCCUUCGUGCUGGCCUGCGUCGCCUGCGGCUGGGCCUGCUUUGGGAUAUGGUAUUAUUACACAUGGCAGUUUGCGCAGGUGCUGCGACAUGCGUCACCGCUGCUUGCGACGGCGUGGAUAUCGCCUGUCGUGCCAUCUGGCUGUAUCGCGGCGCUGGUCACGGGGCUAGUAAUCCACAAAGUUGGGCCGCCGCCCGUGAUGAUGAUUGCGCUGUCCUGCUUCACCAUCGGCACAAUACUCAUCAUGACAUGUCCUGUGGACCAGAUCUACUGGGGCCAGUUCUUCUUCUGCACCGUGGUCACGCCCUGGGGCAUGGACAUGUCGUUUCCCGCGGCGACGCUCAUCCUUUCCGACGCUGUUUCCAAAGAGCAUCAGGGGAUCGCAGCGAGUCUGGUGAACACCGUGGUGAACUAUUCGAUUUCGCUGGGGCUGGGGUUCGCGGGGACGGUGGAGGUGUAUGUUGUGAACGGGGGGACAACGCCGGAGGAUACGCUGAGGGGGUAUAGGGCCGCUAUGUACAUGGCGGUCGGGCUCAGUGGGCUAGGGCUCAUUAUCAGCGGGGUGUACUGCGUGAAGUGCUGGAUGAAGGAUAGGAUGGGGAGCUGCAAGCAUGACGAGGAGAAGUGA